AGAGUACGACGUGACGUAAACGACGGAUCCAAACAAGUAUCAGCUGUGUUGCAGUCAUUGUUCUCUGAUCUCUGACUCGUAUCGGUUUUGGCAGACAGAUCCCGUUUCCUUUGACAUUCACCAUCGGGUCUCGCGGAAACGGCGGGAAUAGCGACGGUGACUAGUCCGCGGCAAAGGACACGCGAGGAAGUGCGAACACUUUUAAGAUCCGACGCGACAAGUGGUGAGGAGAGAAAAAACGGGGGAAAGGCUCUUUUUUUCGUUCUUAACGCAAUCGUGGCUGCGCGCGUGCUUCUAUCCUGGCCCCAAUCUCAGUCCGUGCCAUUAUUCGCCAACGGUUAUCCCGUGGGACAAUAAUAGUGUGAAAAACGGGGCGGUACGCGCAUAAGCCUGGCCUCGAGCAGCGAGUCGGACGACGGUGGACUCGCUCCGCCACCGCGCAAAAGGUCCCGUAGUUCCGUACCGACUACCCUAAGACCAGCGGACGAGCACCACUCCUCCAGUCCGGACAUGGAUAAUUAUCGUAUGCAUGACAGCGUAAUGCAACAGCAGGCCUCAAACGGUGGUGUAUCUUCUGGACUGCAACAAAAUGGAGCUAAGGCAGAUUCUGGUGGGCCUCAUGCAAAUGGCAAUCUAUUACCAGAAUCAGAUAAUGACAUUAAUGGCGUAAAUGGAGAUAUAAAUCAGAGUUUGGGACCACCAAAAAUAAUGGAUAAAACUAAUCAAGACAUUGUGAGACUUAUUGGACAACAUUUAAAGACAGUUGGUUUAGAUCGGACAGCAGAUUUGCUUAUGCAAGAAUCGGGCUGUCGUCUAGAUCAUCCCGCUGCAGCAAAAUUUAGGCAGCAUGUUAUGGAUGGCGAUUGGAACAAAGCAGACCAUGACCUUAAUGAACUGAAGUCUUUUUUAGAUAGUGCAAACCAGAGUUUAGUGGAGAUGAAAUUCUUAUUGCUAGAACAAAAAUAUUUAGAAUAUUUAGAAGAAGGCAUGGUGUUUGACGCGUUACAUGUACUGCGCAAUGAGCUUACACCCUUGGGGCAUAAUACCGGUCGUAUUCAUCAGUUAUCUUUAUUUAUGAUGUGCAGUGGACGAGAUGAAUUACAGACACGUGCAGGUUGGGAUGGCAAAGGAUCAGCCUCCAGGGCUGCGCUUAUGGACAGACUGCAAAGAUUUCUGCCACCCUCCAUUAUGUUACCGCCACGCAGACUUCAUUCUUUACUUUGUCAAGCUGUGGACAUGCAAAAUCAACUCUGCACGUAUCAUAUAACACAUUCGCAGCAGACAAAUCUAGAAAAUGUCUCUCUACUUGUGGAUCAUAAUUGUGGCGAGGAACAGUUUCCGUGCCAUACCAUACAGGUACUCAACGAUCACUGCGACGAAGUUUGGUAUUGCAAAUUCUCACCCGAUGGUCUCAAGCUCGCCACAGGUUCUAAAGAUAUGACUGUAAUUAUAUGGGAUGUAGAUCCAGAAACACUAAAAGUGACGCAUAGGAAAACACUUGAAGGUCAUACAUAUGGUGUAGCGCUAAUUGCUUGGAGCCCUGAUAGCAAUCAUCUAAUUGUUUGCGGUCCUGAAGAUUGUCCAGAACUGUGGCUUUGGAGUAUCGAUACGCCUGAUUGCGAAUUACGCGUAAAAUUGACACAAAGCACGGAUGACUCGCUGACAGCUUGUGCCUGGCAUCGUGAUUCGAAUAAAUUUGUGACGGGAGGAAUUCGUGGUCAAUUUUAUCAAUGCGAUAUGGACGGCAAUGUUUCUGAUUCAUGGGAAGGAGUAAGAGUAAAAUGUCUGUGGUGUCGCAGUGACGGGAGAACUGUUUUAGCGGCUGAUACACAUCACAGAAUUCGCAGCUAUACUUUCGACGACUUAGGCGAUGCCACUAUAUUACAAGAGGAUCAUCCCAUUAUGUCAUUUAGCGUAGACAAAUCAGAUCGACUCGUAUUACUUAAUGUGGCAAAUCAAGGUGUGCAUCUUUGGGAUUUAGAAGAUAAAUGCCUUAUAAGGCGUUUUCAAGGCGUCACUCAAGGACAUUUUACUAUCCAUAGCUGUUUCGGAGGAGUUAAUCAAGAUUUUAUUGCCUCUGGCAGUGAAGACAAUAAAGUGUAUGUGUGGCAUAUCAAAAGAGAACUGCCUAUAGCGAUUCUUACAGGACACAGUAGAUUAGUCAGUUGUGUUUCAUGGAAUCCAGUGUACCAUCAAAUGAUGGCUUCUGUAUCGGAUGAUUUUACAGUGAGGAUAUGGGGCCCGAGAUCAUUUUCUUCAGAUGGAGAAAAUGAUAAGACAGUUUCGCUUGAAACCAACUCUUCAAAUAGCAGCGGUUGGCACGAGAUGGUAUCGUAGCGAAUUACAGUUCUCAGUGUUCCCAUGACCUCAUGGUGUUCAAAAGACUGUCAUGUUGACAUUUGACUGUCGUACUGUCCUGUUGAUUGUCAUACUGACAUUUUACUGCCUUCUGUAGCAGUUGCUCUUCUAUACCUCUUGUCAAUCUUAAUCAUCCACUGUGUACACACACACAGAGGUAACAGGAGGAAUGUAUAUGUUUAGCAACAACUGCUAAAUUGCCUGCAAUUAUUAAAACCAAAAUCAACCAUUGUGCGUAAUUAUCACAUUUGUGUAUUCUUUUUUUAUAGUACCUUUAAAUAUUUUACAUGCAUCCAUAUAUAUGGCAGCCGUUGUGUUAUCUUAAAAAUUUGAAUGAUUUAAUCGUCGGAGCUAAUAAUCGAAAAUAUGUGACGCAGCAUAACACGAUAUAAAGUAGGUCAUAUGACAGAGUAGAAAACCAAGAAAGUUCCGUCUUAGGAUUGUGUAAAGGUAAAAUUAUGUAAACAAGAAUAUGGAAUGCAUCCAUGUAUUGGGACAGUAUCGUAGAAACACUAUGUUUUGACAGGAAUUUUGUCAAAUUUGACUAUAAUUGUAUCAAUAAAUAUUGUAUAUAACAGUUUCAGAUCUAGAGUUUUAUUCUAAGUGGUUUAUUGAUUAAUGACUCAAACAUUAUCUUGGAUAUGUGACGUCGUAAUUUUCAUCUUUUAUUGAGAAUAAAUAUUUAAUUUUCAAAUAUUGUGAUCUCACAAGGAAUUAUUGAACUUUGUAGAUUGAAACAAAAAUUCGAAAAUAUUUGAUGCAGAAACGAUCUUGUUGCGUUCACAGCAGCACACCAAACUGUAGAAAUAAAAAGCGAUAGUUGUCUGAAGUGGCUUUAUUGUUUAGGCUUUUAUAAAAGAAUAAUUAUAUAUUAAUUUUUAGUUAGAAUUAUAAUUAUGAUUGCAAGUGCAUGAGUGCAAAAAAAGUUAUCCAGUCCAUGUAUAUCAUUAGGCUGUAACUUUAUAGUAAAGCAU
Mycetomoellerius zeteki is the source of this 3332-nucleotide messenger RNA. RefSeq names its product WD repeat-containing protein 26. The record is from RefSeq and is a predicted model, not a curated record. The coding region runs from base 511 to 2337 and encodes 608 amino acids. Lineage: Eukaryota; Metazoa; Arthropoda; Insecta; Hymenoptera; Formicidae. Gene Ontology annotation, molecular function: protein binding. Gene Ontology annotation, cellular component: GID complex. The transcript has 11 exons. Gene Ontology annotation, biological process: proteasome-mediated ubiquitin-dependent protein catabolic process.